GGCUAGAUGUCCAAAACAACGGCUGCAGAUAGCUUUCCUGUCGAGUCGAAUAUACGGCCUAAAGUAAAUCGUCCCGCUAAAAGAGGCUUUCAAAUUGCACAACUAACCAUCUCCAAGAAGACGAAAUGGACAUAUUUCAGAGGUACUCCUUUUCCGUUCCCAAUCCCAAUCAGAAGAGCGUCUGAGAAUGGAGUCGAGCAGCGGCACAGCCGGAGGUGGAGAAUUAGGGUCAGGGUUUGCAGAGGUUGAGACGGUUGCCGAGGGAUUGGAGAGAUCCGCAGUCUUCCAUCUCGUCAAGGAGAUCGUCGGCUUUGUCCUUUACAUGCACCAUCAGAUCCCGGCCAUUUUGCAGCAACUCGAGAAUGAGUUUGACAUGUUGAAAAAAGAAAGCAAAAAUCUGGACUCUGUCCAAACACAAACAGGGCUAAAUGCAACUUCCCGAAGAAGGCAUAAUGGAAGAAUAAGAGAGGUAAAACAGGGAAUCAAGAGGAUGGAGAAGUUGAUGAAUUCCAUUUCUACUCUACUUUCUGCUCUUCAACUGAUGCUCGAUGAAACCCCUAAUAUCGAGGGGGUUAUUUUGGUUCUUGGAGGAAGUCUUAUACGUCCUCAGUAUGUCUAUGAGAUGUUCUUCUCACGUGGAAGAGUAGCAUCCGAAAGCGAGAAGUACUGCACUAAAAGCAGAGCUGCAGAAGCUCUUUCGAGGAAGGCUAUUCGAGCACUGGUAUCAAAUGGUGCUGGUGCUGGUUCUUAUGCAGGCCCUGCAAAACUCUUUCUUCUGGUCAAAGCUCCUGCUACUUUGAAUCUGUCACAACAUUUUCUUCCCAAACGUGACUUCAGAUACAGCAAGAAGAUAGUACCUUUCAGAUUACAUAUAAAAUGCAGGACGCAAUAUCAGUACAUGGAUGAGUCACAUCAUACUUCUCAGUCCAACUCCAUCAGUAUUCUGGAUUCUGCUUCAAAUGAUAUGAUCUGGUUUCAAUGCAGACACACAAUCAAGGGAUUAGCUUCAAAAACAACAUUGCUAGAUGGAUGAAAGACCCGGCUCUUUAUCUUCCACUUUGGUUCUUCAUCCGUUCUCUCCUGAUGAUGUCUCUCAUCACACAAGAUGGAAUUUCUCGACUGUCUUUUGAUAUACAGGCUUGCAUUUCUGAAUGUUCAUCAUGAUAGAAAUUAACCAAAAUGUAUGUACGUGUUCUGGUCUGGAGAUGCCUUUGCACUUCUAUAUUGAUGGUAAGCUUCCUUUCCCUUUUUUUCUUUCUUGAAAAAAGGAACUUCUCAUUGUA
Messenger RNA from Magnolia sinica, 1283 nucleotides. RefSeq lists its product as uncharacterized. Lineage: Eukaryota; Viridiplantae; Streptophyta; Magnoliopsida; Magnoliales; Magnoliaceae. Gene Ontology annotation, cellular component: nucleus. The coding region runs from base 188 to 1033 and encodes 281 amino acids. The record is from RefSeq and is a predicted model, not a curated record. The transcript has 7 exons. Gene Ontology annotation, biological process: regulation of exit from mitosis.